This is a messenger RNA of Meloidogyne enterolobii, 603 nucleotides long. Lineage: Eukaryota; Metazoa; Nematoda; Chromadorea; Rhabditida; Meloidogynidae. The record is from the annotation of a GenBank genome assembly.
UUAUUAUUUUUUCAUCUUCGAAUAUACAAGAUGACUAGAAUUGUACUUCCUGGCGAUUUUAUUACCGACAAUUUUCUUGUUGUUUCAACUCAAGCGCCAAGACUUGUUGGAUAUGGAUUGCAAAAACGUGAGGAUGGUAUUUAUGCUGUAAAUGCUGGAAUACUUCAUGAACAUGAUAAUAAACUUUGGUUAAAUACUUCAAUGAAAAGGUACAUUCCACACUCUGGCGAUCGAGUCUUAGGCACAGUCACAGCUAAAGUUGGUGACAUUUUUAGAGUUGACAUUGGAGGGCCUGAUUUAGCUCUACUCAAUUAUACGUCUUUUGAAGGGGCUACAAAGAGGAAUAGACCAAAUGUCAAAGUCGGAGAUCUUAUUUAUGGACAAAUAAUUUUAACUUCGAAACAUUUUGAACCUGAGCUUUCCUGUGUCGAUUCUGAAUCCCGUGCUAGAGGAAUGGGCGUUAUUUCAACUCCAGGACUUGUCUUCUCAGUCACUCUAUGUCAUGCAAGAAAUCUGCUUAAAGAGAAUGAUCAAAUAAUUCCUGCUUUAGGAAAAGAACUUAAAUUUGAAAUUACAAUUGGAGUGAAUGGAAGGAUUUGGUAA